Messenger RNA from Closterium sp. Naga37s-1, 2082 nucleotides. Lineage: Eukaryota; Viridiplantae; Streptophyta; Zygnematophyceae; Desmidiales; Closteriaceae. The record is from the annotation of a GenBank genome assembly.
AUGACCAUUUUCGACCCAUCCUGUCCCGCGGCCGUGAUUCCCCCUCCGGGAUCGCCGCCGUCGGGCUGUUCCCGGUGGAAGUACCUAGUUUUCGGGGACUGCGUGUGCUCCACGCGCGACGCCGCGUCGCUCUACUUAGUUUCGCUUCUCUCGUUACUUCUCCUCCUCAUCCCGUCUUCUCCCCUCCCCCUUGUCUUCUUUCCCUAUGUCACUCCCUCUUUCCUUCCCCUGUGCUCCCUCUUUCCUACCACUCACCUAUCAUUCCAUCUCCCUGUGCUUCCCUUCCCCCACCUCUCCCCACUCCCUUCUCCCAUUCCCUCUUCUCGUGCGUCUGCCGGCACCAAAUGCCUGCAUCUCAUCCCUGCAGCUUCCGACCCAGCUCUUCACAGCAAUCGUACGUCCUUCCCUUCCUUCCUUUCCCUUCACAUCCUAAGCCCCUCCGCUCUCUUCCCUCUUUCCCGCUUCACAUCUAUCUUUCGUUUUCUGGAACGACCCACACGUGCUCUCUGCAGCGUGCAGCAGAAAGGGAAAACCGUCUUUCCUCCUCUCCUGUCCCUCAUCCCGCGGCUCCUCGUCCUUCCCACUUCUCCCAAUCCCCCCCAUACUGUCACAUCGCAGCUCUACACAAGCACCACGUGUGUGCUAGUACUGCAGCACGUGCUCUCAGCGUGCAGCAGGAAGAGGCAGCAGCGGCGGCGGGAGAGGAGAGGCAGGAGACUCGCGACCCCCAGCAGAAACGCUCCCUUGCUAGAAGGUCCCCUCCCUGUCGGAACUACCUCUGCGUCUGCCGCUGCUGCUGGUGGUGGUGCCCCUGUUGGUGCUGAUGAUGGUGGUGAUGAUGAUAGUGACGAUGGGGAUUAUAUUGAGGAUGAUUACGGUGCACCCAACGGGCUGUAUCACACCAUCAUUGAUGAGGAUUCGGCUUCACUUCCCCGCACGCUGCUCCCCCUCCCUGAAGCCUCCGGAGUUGGCGGGGGGAAUAGGGGGGAGCAGCAGAGGGACACGUGGCACCAGGGGAUUGGUGGACGGGCGUCAGGGAGGCGGAACAGUGGGAGUGGCAGCGGCAGUGGCAACAGCGGUGGUGGUGGCAGUGGUGGUGGUGGUGGCAGCAGUGGUGGUGGGAAGAGCAGGUCGAUUCCGGUGGGGAUGCCACAGCGACAAUCCUUUGGGCAGUCAUCUGGGUCUUUCUCAGGCAGCUGGCGCCGCCUCACUCUCUCCAGCUCCUUUGGGGCCAGCUUCCCCCGCAACCCCUCUUCCCCCUCUCUCAAUGCGGUCGUUGCCCUCAUCACCAUCUCAGCUGUCUUCGGCCUCUCCUCUCCUUCUCUUCACCCUACCCUCCCCACUUCCCUCCACUCCUGGGCAAACACACCAAGAACCACCGUCUCCUCCUCCUCCUCUUUCCCCUCCACUUCUUCCUCUUCCUCCUCCCCACACUCCUCACCUGCGGUUGUUUUUGCUGAUUUGAACAACACCAGUGCAGCACAAUCAUCGCUCCUCAGGCCAAUGUCGAGAAAGCUGCUAGAGGCACUCCAGACACUCGACGCAGCAAAUGACAUGCCACCUAUCAAGCAUUCUGAGUCGACUCAAGAGUAUUCUGAUCCCGCACCAACCACCAGCACUCACCUCCUUCUACCACAAAACCUCCAUCUCAAACCUCCGCCCAUACCAACUUCCGAGCCUCUCCCAAAACACCAAAAUCCUUCCGUACCAGAUUCCAUCACACUGACUCCCAUCUCCUCGCAAGGCCAUGAUUCUACUCAAGAAACUUUUUUCUCCGAUCCUGACGAUCCUGACUACCCAGACGAUCCGGAGCGACAUGAGGAGUUGCUUUUGAGGGCAGUCGGGCAGUUUCUCGGCUGGGCCAUGACCUGCAUCUAUUUUACAGGGCGAUUACCCCCGAUAAUUCUGAACUGCGCACGCGGGGCGGUCGAGGGGCUGGCGCCGCCCGCUUUUGCGCUGGCAGUGGCUGGGAAUCUGGCAUACCUGGGGAGUAUCCUGGUUCGGUCGCUGGAGUGGAAGCAGGUUCGGCCGAACCUGCCGUGGAUUGCUGACAGCGCAUCAUGUCUGACCAUGGACCUUUUU